Messenger RNA from Gigantopelta aegis, 2408 nucleotides. Its product is annotated as angiopoietin-related protein 2-like. The record is from RefSeq and is a predicted model, not a curated record. Lineage: Eukaryota; Metazoa; Mollusca; Gastropoda; Neomphalida; Peltospiridae. The transcript is spliced from 2 exons. Bases 291 to 1049 code for a protein of 252 amino acids.
CCACCCUCCUGAACAUGCCACAGAUAUUAUGUCGUCGUCAUCGUCGUUGUUGUUGUUGUUGUCGUUGUUGUUUUAAUGAUUAUGAGUACACAUUACUAAUUAAGAUUUUCUUGCUGAUAUUAUCAAAUUUGGCAAACUUGUGUUUACAGUUGCAGCUACAAUAUAAAACUGAAGUUCAGUUCAAAGUCCUGUUGCUAGUCUGACUGUUUUUUUUAUUUUGCACUGCUGACAACUGCAGCAAAGGUUAAAAUUAAGUUGAUAACAAAAUCAGACAAUGUUCAACAAGACUUAUGUGUAAAAAAAAAUGCAAAGCUGCCGUCGAUCGAUUGAGGCGGGGACACAAGGGUCCCGGGCCCCCAAACAUUUGGUCUGAUUGUCAAGAUCUACUGGAUCAUGGAUAUGACCGGAAUGGAACAUACCAGAUACGACCGAACAACACCCGAGAUCAUUUUCCGGUUCUGUGCGAGUUUUCACAUCACAAAGCUUGGAACUUGAUACAGAAGCGGGUUGGCGGUUUUGUCGAUUUCUACAAAAACUGGGAGGACUACAAAAAUGGAUUCGGGAAUUUGGCCGGAGAAUUUUGGCUAGGAAAUGAAAAGAUUCACUUAAUCACGAACCAAGCGUCAUACAAACUUGGGAUUGAUAUGUGGGAUUGGAGGGACAUGAACGACCCCAAAGAUGUGAGCAGAUACUAUUUCUCCGAGAGUGCCUUUUUCCGUAUUGAUAAUGAAUCUAUGUUUUACCAACUUCACGUACCAGAAGAUUAUUACGAGUACAGUGGGUUUGGUGGAAGUGGCCUCCGGGUGCACGCCGGGUCUUUUGUCACGUGGGAUAAAAUGCCCCCGGAAAUGCGUGUAAACUGUGCUGUCCAGUUCCACUGCGGAUGGUGGUUUUCGACCUGUGUCCGAAAUGCUAAUUUUAAUGGACGUUACUAUAAUGGUGGGUAUAAAGAUCCACAAAAGCGAACAAGAGCACCAGAUGACAUUUACUGGCCAAACAUUGAUCAGUCACUUAGAAAAGUUAUUUUAAAAUUGCAACGGAAUGAUUAGAUGACGCCAUUAGCACGUUGGAUGUAGACAUGGUUAUGUAGGCCGUAGGAACCGGAACCCCCCCCCCCCCCCCCCCCCCACCACACACACACACGCUUAACUAGAGAUAGUAGCCCCUUAUACACAUUCAAAACAUCGUUCUUACGGGCCUCUGGGAAUCACUAGAUCCCAUAGACGAUUAAAAUUGAAGUUUCUAAUUUGUUUGAUAGGUGGAACACUUGAAACCUACAUUAAAUUCAGUGACCCUAGUUGCCUUCUUCUACAUGUACAUACCUUUUCUGUGUAGUAUAAAAAUGUAUUUUCAGCUAUUACGAACACCAGGACGAUCAAAAACAUAAUUUAAGCAUACAUUUCAAAGGAAAACCAAACUGCAUUAGCUGAUGAUAUUUUACCCUGCCUACCUAAUAAUUAGAUUGAACAAAGACAUUAACUUCAUUACCCAUGCAAUAAAACGUUAACGGUGCGGGAUCCCGAAUAUAUUUGACCUCCCAUUACUGAUUGAAGAAGGCAUCACGUUUAGCUUUUUGCUAAGGAAUCAAGAUGGUUGGCAUCUCUUUUUAUUAUGAAGUUUUAAGAUGUAAUUGCAGGAUCUCAGGAAAUCUAACUUAUUUGGGAAGCAUGUAGCGCAAUCAUACAACUUGAACCAACGCAUUCUUUCGUUUUUUGACACCCAAUAGCCGAUGUAUUUUUCGUGCUGGGGUGUCAUUAAACAUUCAUUCAUUUCUUUCAACUAAAACACUUGACAAGCAUAAUCCGAUUAGUUUUAACUUCAGAACCUCCUAGAAAGGCUACUAUAACAUAUUUAUUGUGCACUUGACAACGGGAUCAAUAAUGCUAUAUAGAGCUCUGUAAUUAUAUGAAGGGUCCAUUGGAAUAACCUGUUAUGUCACAUUUUUAGUAAGGUGAUCGUGGAAUAUUUAUGCCUAAGAAAGCAUCAUUUACCAACUACUUUUAAUGGCCUACCAGAAUUAUAGGUUUUUAAUAUAGUGUGUCAUUGUGACCUUGGCAUACACGACCGUUAUAAUACUAUCUGUUUGGACAUCAUAGGUUAUUCCCGUGGACCCAUCAUAUAGUUGUGAUUCUUAUUUCUUAAUCAGAUAUUUAUAAACAUGGCACAAAGGGGAUGCAAGCUGUACCUAAAAAUACUCUGUAUUCGAUACUGGAGUCCUGAACAUAUGGUGCUAGAAGUGCUGUGCUCAGAAGAAGUGUCAUCGGUUGCAUACAAGUGUUCAUUUAACACAUUGCAUUUUAUCUUGUUAAUAUAACAGUAUUAACACAUUAUAAAGUUAUUAUACAUGUAUGUAUAUACAGUAUUCUGUUGAAACAUUAAAAUUGUCAUGCAUUCUUGUGUUAACGGUA